AUGAUAUUAUCACAUGACGCAUUAAAUCGUGAACGUGAUUGGUUUGAAUCAUCUCAAUCAUUAUUAUAUGGUGGUGUAAGUGAUUAUGAAAAUACUGAAAAAGCUGUACGUGAAUUACUUUUUACAUUAAUUCGUGAAACAUUUUUAAUUGGAAUUUGUUGGUUAACACAAAUGUAUACAUUUCUAACUGAUCAUUUUGCUAAUCAUGUUAAAUCAGCUUUACUCAAUACAAAAUUUUCUCAUUUAGAAGAUCAUGUUAAAUUUUUAAGUUUAGUUGAUCUUGAAUAUCAUACAGUUACACGUAAAUUUAUUCGUAAUGCUGUCACAGCUAUUAAACAUGCAAGAUAUGCUAAAAUGGUUUAUGCUGUUCAUAAUGUAUCUGGUACUUUAAAAAAUCUUGUCGGUUCAUUUUCACCUAUGAAUAUGAUUACCGAAAAUAACAAUAACAAUGAUAGUAAUAGUUUGGGAAGUAAAGUACUUCAAGUUGCUCAAGAUGCUAUACCAAAAUUAGCAACUGGUGUCAAUCCUAUUACAGCUAUUGCAACUUCAGCUAUUACUACUGUUACAGGUCAUAAAAGUCCACUUGAUUUAAUUUAUGCAACAGGAAAAUUUUUAACUAGAGAUCGAGAUCCACAAACAGUGAAUUAUUUACCACAAACAUGUAAUAAAGUUAGUGAAUUAUAUACAGCUGUACGUGGUCAACUUCUUCAUGAUAUUACAACAAAUUUUUUUGCUAAUCUUGUUCUUGAAAUUCAACAAUAUAAAUCAAUAUCAAUUGAAAAUUCUCUACAAAAUCGUUUAAAUCGUAUGUCAGAUAAAGAUAUUGCUUAUAUGGCUAAUAUUGAAAUUGAAAGUAGUCGUCAAAAAGUUCUUAAUAAUCAUGAAAGUAUUAAACGACUUGAACAAGCACGUGAUUCUAUUGAAGAUGUUAUUGCACUUCUUAAUAAUAAAAAUAUAGAAAAUAAUAUAUUUAAUAUGAAUAAUGAUAGUAAUAAUAUUAAGAAACGAAUUCGUGCAACACAUGAAGAUACACAAGUUUCAAUUGAUUCAAACCAAGAUGAAGAUAAAAGUGAUGAUGAAACAAGUGAAUUUGAAGAUGAACAUGAACUUAUGAGAUAUGAUGAUAAAACAUCAAAUCUUGAACUCGGAUUUCUUAAUGGUGAUUCAUUGAAAUCUGAUGUUAAAUUUGUUGAACAACGACAACAACAACAACAACUCACCUUAAUCACAACUAUGGCAUCAAACGUACGGAUGAUUGCAGAUGGUUUCGAGCAAAUAUCAUCUCUUCCUAUUAGUAUAAAUUCCAUAUUACAACAACGUGAAGAUACUUCAUCUUACAUCGUGUCUGACGAUGAAGAAGAUCGAAAUUCAGUGAUCGAAAAUCCUAUUAACAAAAAAGGUUCGUUUCUUAUACAUUAA
This is a messenger RNA of Rotaria sordida, 1419 nucleotides long. NCBI's taxonomy places the organism in Eukaryota, Metazoa, Rotifera, Eurotatoria, Philodinida, Philodinidae. The record is from the annotation of a GenBank genome assembly.